AUGAAGUUCGCCGCCGCUCUGUCCGUUACUUCACUUGUAAGUGCCACCUAUGGCAAGUGUGCGCCCCAUGCGAAUACUACCGUCCCGGCCAUGCCCGGCGCUCCGGACCAGUGCUGUUGCUUGACAUACAAAGCUGCUUGCACUAUGGGUAUGGAGCGAAUGUUCCACAUAAAACUCUUCUACAACCGCAAGCAAGGUAUCACGCAAGAGCAGUUCAAUCGCUAUUGGGCCUACAAUCACGCCGAACUGGCGACACCCUUUCAUCUUCGCCUGGGUGUGGUGAAGUAUUCCCAGUACCACUCGACGCCCGAAUUCCGUGACUUCGGCAGUGUCGAGAACGCACCGCCCAUUCUCGAGUUCGACGGCGCUGCAGAAUUCUGGGUACACAACCUGGAGACUUUCCAAUCGAUGGGAAGCGAUCCAGAGUACCUCAAAAAGAUUCAGCCUGACGAGGCAAACUUUAUUGACCCAGAAUCGAUCCGAAUGAUCAUAGGGGUAGACUAUAUCGUUGUGGAGAGCCAAAACACGGUCAUGGAGCACGGUCGAUCUUUCUGA
This is a messenger RNA of Verticillium alfalfae VaMs.102, 555 nucleotides long. RefSeq lists its product as hypothetical. Gene Ontology annotation, molecular function: oxidoreductase activity. NCBI's taxonomy places the organism in Eukaryota, Fungi, Ascomycota, Sordariomycetes, Glomerellales, Plectosphaerellaceae. The transcript is spliced from 2 exons. The record is from RefSeq and is a predicted model, not a curated record. The coding region runs from base 1 to 555 and encodes 184 amino acids.